Molecule: messenger RNA, 1214 nt
Organism: Lactuca virosa
Lineage: Eukaryota; Viridiplantae; Streptophyta; Magnoliopsida; Asterales; Asteraceae
Source: the annotation of a GenBank genome assembly
AUGAUUCACCACAGUCGUCAUUUUCUCCUCCAAACACUGCCUUCACAUUGCUUUAGAUCUGCUAUGAUGAUGAUCUAUACUAUUACAAGCUCAGAUCCGACAACCGACUACACCGGAGCAAAUCUGAAGCCAAAAAAGUGUUUUUGUUGUCAGAUCUGUCAAGAAAUGACAAAAACUCGUCUUCUCUGGUGGCUGGUGGUGGUUCCACCGUCUUAUGAUGUUUUAUGAAAUCGCUUCUUCAAUCUGCAUUAUCAAGAUCUCCAGCCUUCUACUUUUUACACCCGAGUGGAAGCAAGCUUCAUGGGUGAUGGUCCUAUAGGAGUAGAGGUUUUUCCAGAUCACUUCCCGCAUUCAACUUCGAGUGUAGAAACCCCGCAAACGACAAGUUCUUCAAUUUCACACACAAAAAUCAAUUUUGAGCAUAGCUCAAACAGCAGAUUGUGGGCUAAGAGAAGAUUAAGAACUGCUUCUUCCAUGUUGAAUCUAUUCAAUCUACGCAGACUAACUUGGGGAACAGAUACAAAUGAUCAGCAAAAGGUUAUAUUAUCUGCUCCAGAAGUUGAAUCACUUCGAUCAGAACUUGCUGACAUGGAGGAAAAAGAAGCUCAUCUGAAAGCUCGGUUGGAACAUAUUGAUGAAACUUUGCGUUCUGCUCGUCUUUCAGGCUAUUUACAAAUGCGAACUAGAUGGACAGCUUUACCUGGAGAACCACUUCCUCUUGAUGAUACAGAAGUUGAUGAUUGGCUUCCACGUUUUGUUGUUCUUCUAGGGCCAUGCAUCUUCUUGUAUUUCUUGUCCACAGACAUAAGCCCUCAAGACUCCACCCUUUUAUCUGAUGUUGUGGAAGUAGGGCGUAUGCCACGUCAUACUCAAGAAGAGGGAGAAAAAACUCGGUAUUAUUUUUAUAUAGUUACUCGCCAAGGAUUGAGAUAUGAAUGCUCAAGCACUUCAAAAUUACAGGUGGAUGCUUGGUUGACGACAUUGCAAGAAGAAUGCAAAUUGGGAUCGGAGUCAACCACUGUUGAUCUUUCAUCGGAUUCGUGACAUUGAUAAGUGUCAAUGUAAGGGUCAGGUGUACAUAGUUGGUAGUUGUUGCAUUGACUGUGGUACGUUGUGUUUGUCUAUUUGUACAUACAAAAUGCAUCCUCUUGGUUAAAUUUCUUUAAUUUUACGAUUUUAGCUAGCAAAUUCGCCGUAAAUAAAAUAUAUAACGA